Messenger RNA from Phragmites australis (common reed), 1941 nucleotides. Its product is annotated as cytochrome P450 709B2-like. Bases 233 to 1804 code for a protein of 523 amino acids. The record is from RefSeq and is a predicted model, not a curated record. Lineage: Eukaryota; Viridiplantae; Streptophyta; Magnoliopsida; Poales; Poaceae. The transcript is spliced from 5 exons. Gene Ontology annotation, molecular function: iron ion binding; oxidoreductase activity, acting on paired donors, with incorporation or reduction of molecular oxygen; heme binding.
GAUAAAUAUUAUGAGGAGUACAUGUAUUCAUACUCCGAGGACAUAGACGGAUGGCUGAACCUUUUUUAAUAUCGUAUCCUAGUGUCGUUGAUCUUGUAUUUGGCUUUGCCAUCUUGAUGGCAUAUAUUAUAUAAUAGCCCCAGCAUCAGCUAUGAAAACAGUAGAGCUAUAUCAUCACACGAUCUUCCUGUAGAUCUGCCUUCCUCUUCCCAGGCUCAUAUCUGCUGCAUCCAUGGCCUUCCUUGUGCCCCUGGCUCUUGUGGCUCUACUUGUAGUUGCCAUCACAUGGCUAUGGGAUUACACCAUCAUGCGCCUCGUAUGGAGGCCUUACACCAUAGCCAAGGAGUUCGGAGAACAAGGGAUCCAUGGACCUCCCUACAAGUUCAUCAAAGGCUGCAACGAGAACAUCAAGAUCAUGAAGGAGGAGGAGGACAGUCUUGUGUUGGAUGUUCACGACCACAACUACCUAUCAAGGAUUGCACCGCACUACGUCAAAUGGAGGGCUCAGUACGGAGAACCAUUUCUAUACUGGUUUGGGCCAAAGCCUCGCAUUUGUAUCUUCGACUAUGAUUUGGCAAGGCAAGUUCUGUCAAGCAAGUCAGGACAUUUCGAGAAGAAUGAUGCACCCCCGACUCUGGUGGCUGCGAUCGGCAAGGGACUCGCGUUGUUGGACGGCUUAGAUUGGGUGCGUCAUCGUAGGGUAAUCAACCCUGCUUUUGCCAUGGAUAGGCUCAAGAUGAUGACAGAAACAAUGUUGGCUUGUGCUCAAAGCAUGGUCAAGGAGAUGGAAAAUCAAGCAUCCCAAAACAAGAAUGGAGAAAUAGAAGUGGAUUUCAACAAAGAGUUCAGAGAACUAACAGCUGAUGUUAUAUCGCACACUGUCUUUGGAAGAAGUCACAAGUUAGGAAAGGAAGUCUUCCAGACACAACAUGACCUGGUGGCAAUCAACAUGGCAAGUCUCCUUGAUGUGCAGAUACCAGGAUUGAAGUAUCUUCCUACUGAAAGGAAUAAGCUCAAAUGGAUGCUUGAAAAGAAACUUAGGAGCUCACUUCUGCAAAUCAUACAACCACGAUUAGCUUCUACCAGUAGUGACUGUGGAAAUGAUCUGCUCGGUCUGAUGCUUGACACUUGCAUGGCAGCCAAGCAAGGAGGGAAGGAAGGGGGUCCCAGCUUGAGCAUCGAUGAGAUUAUACAUGAAUGCAAAAUGUUCUUCUUUGCUGGUCAUGACACCACAUCACUUCUGCUAACUUGGACAGUGUUCUUGCUCAGUGUAUACCCAGAAUGGCAAGAAAGGCUCCGGAAGGAGGUUUUGAGGGAAUUGGGAAGGGAAUAUCCCAGCGCCGAUGCCCUUAGCAAAUUGAAAGAGAUGACAAUGGUGCUCCUCGAGACCUUGCGGCUCUACUGCCCUCCUCUUUUCAUGCAAAGAAAGACCGUAACUGAUAUGACAGUGGGAGCAAUAAAACUGCCCAAAGGCACAGCAAUUGUCAUACCUAUUCCAAUUAUGCACCGAGACAAGGAGGUUUGGGGUGACAAUGCAAAUGAAUUCAAUCCAUUAAGAUUUCAGAAUGGGAUCACAAGAGCAGCAAAGGUUCCACACGCCCUACUAGCAUUUUCAAUAGGACCAAGAUCAUGCAUCGGUCAGAACUUUGCGAUGUUGGAAGCGAAGUUGGCACUGGUCCUGAUGCUCCAGAAGUUCUCGUUCACUAUUUCCCCUAAAUAUGUGCAUGCGCCCGUGGAUCUGUUUAUGCUGAAACCUAAGUUUGGUCUUCCUGUAAUUCUGAGGCGGCUGGAUGUAUGCAACUAGACUAUUUGGCAUGUAACAAUGGCAUACAUCCGAGAAUUUGUGAACCUGAGUUGUUUAUGAUGAUAUGUGGUGUAUUGUAUCAGUGAAUCUAUACAUGCAAAAUAAAGUGUAUAUAUAGUGGAGUAUUUUGAUUAACA